Asterias rubens (European starfish) is the source of this 766-nucleotide messenger RNA. RefSeq lists its product as uncharacterized. Lineage: Eukaryota; Metazoa; Echinodermata; Asteroidea; Forcipulatida; Asteriidae. The record is from RefSeq and is a predicted model, not a curated record. The transcript has 7 exons. The coding region runs from base 1 to 357 and encodes 118 amino acids.
AUGGUAGACAAGAAGCAAGGAGGAUCGAUUGCCAGAAAAAGAAGAAACCGAAAAAGAAGUCUAAAAAGAGGAAGGAAGAGAGGUCUUCUCCUUCACCCUCAUCUUCUUCAUCAUCGUCCUCCGACAGUCAACAAGAAUCUGAGACCGAGCAGAGGAGAGAAAAGAAACGGAAAAGCAAGAAGAGACAGAAGAAGAAGAGGCGACGUGAUGACAACUCUUCAGGCGAGGAAAGCGACAGACAGUCGAAAUCCAGUACAGAAAAGAGGAACAAAUCUAAAAAGCACCACAAACACAAGAAGAGACGGCGAUCCGAUAGCGAUGACGAAUGAGUGUAGUCAACACUGCACAGCCUUGUAGACGCUACUCGAUACCAAUGUCAUCGUCUGGUAUUCUCGUUUGGUGUUUUUUUAUUUGUGAUCUCCUGCUGCCUUAAAAGUUGUGUCAGUUUGGCAAUUUGCCAAUACAAACCCACCUACUAUUCUGUAAAAUCUGAAUAAGAACAAAUCUGCCAUUUUUGGGAUGUUACUUUUUAUAAAAAUGUCACAAAUUCAUUUUGUAGAAAAAUUAUCACAAAAUGAAAGAAAAGAUGAUGGAAACAAAUUUCAACUGAUAAUAUUGUUUACAGAGGUUUUGAUGGACUUUUUAUACAUUGGCAUUACUAGUUUUGGCUUUACUGAAUGUGGUGUUUUGUAACAUUUGUAUAGAUUUAUUGGGAACUCUCUUCUCAAUUCUGUACUUUGUUUUUUAAUGAAGUUGCCACACAAGG